This is a messenger RNA of Ornithodoros turicata, 1533 nucleotides long. RefSeq names its product calphotin-like. Lineage: Eukaryota; Metazoa; Arthropoda; Arachnida; Ixodida; Argasidae. Bases 30 to 1361 code for a protein of 443 amino acids. The transcript has 2 exons. The record is from RefSeq and is a predicted model, not a curated record.
UUUUGGAGUGUCUUCUCUGGAGCUGCAAGAUGGAAUACCGAAAGACGACUUUCCUGCUUCUGGUUUGCCUCGCAACAUCCGCGCUAGUAAGUGCCGGAGGUUUCCAUCCCCACACACAGGGCUACCAUCACCGCGUCGAGCACGCCGACGGUUCCUCUCACCAGGCCAGCUUUGUGCGCCACAACACCAAUGUCGUGCCCCAGGUACACGCCUCUGGUGCCUACGUCCACUACGACCCGGGACAGGUGGUCGUUCAACGCCCAGCAUUCACCACCUUCGCUGCUCAACCAGCCGUGUCCCACGUAGUAGCCCAACCAACAGCUGUCUAUGCCCAGCACGCUGCGACCCAGUUCGUUAGCCGACCAGCCUUCGCUCAAACCUUCUUGUCGCAGCCUGCUUACUCUGGUCUAGUCGCCCACCAACCAGUCGCUCAAGUCGUCGCCGCUCCAGCUGUGACUCGAGUAGUCCAGCCUGCUGUCUCUCACGUUGUAGCCGCUCCAGCUGUGUCCAGCGUAGUGCAGCCAGUUGUCCGACAGACUUUCGUCUCCCAGCCUGCUUAUACAAGAGUGGUCGCUCAGCAGCCCGUUGCACAGUUUGUUGCUGCUCCAGCUGUGACCAGGGUGGUGCAGCCUGCUGUCUCUCACGUUGUAGCUGCUCCAGCUGUGGCAAGAGCUGUCCAGCCAGCAUACACUCAGACCUUCUUGUCCCAACCUGCUUACAGUCAGGCCUUUUUAUCUCAGCCAGCUUACACAAGAGUGGUGGCCCACCAGCCCGUUGCUCAAGUUGUCGCGGCUCCUGCUGUAACUAGAGUAGUUCAGCCUGCAGUAUCUCAUGUAGUCUCAGCCCCAGCAGUCACUCGAGUUGUUCAGCCUGCAGUAUCUCAUGUAGUCUCAGCCCCAGCAGUCACUCGAGUUGUUCAGCCAGCCGUAUCUCACGUGGUUGCGGCUCCCGCUGUCAGCAGUAUUGUUCAGCAUCAUCCAACCGUAGUUGCGACCCCAGCUGUUUCGCGAGUCGUUGCACAGCCAGCUGUAACUCAAGUGUUCGCUCCAGCACCAGUUGCUCAAAGCGUAGUCGUCUCCAGGCCCGCUACCACAGUUGUCGCUCAGCCGGUAACUCAAACCGUUGUCUCUGCACCUGCCUAUCAGCCCGUUUAUUCUGCUGGACAAGCCUUUUACGGAGCAGCGACAUACGGCCGUCCAUACUCACGAGCCUUCCUCGUCAAGGGCCCAUUCCUCAACACGAGACAAUACUUCGAUGACGCUGGCCACUUCCAGACCCAUCAUGCGGACUACCACCACUAUGCGCACGAAACCGCUCACCCUGACCGUUUUGUUCAAACCGUGGACUACGUGAAGAAAUAGACUACCUAUAUCUUCCACUUCUACGAGACCUAGAGGACUGGUUAGGUUAAGGCUCCCCUGUGUAGUUUAGCGUUUGGUUAUGGUUGUGGUGCAGCGUUACCUUUAAGUUUUUGUUACAGCCAAGUGUUUAUUUGUGUGCUGUGUGAUCACAUAAAAUAUUACGCACGAUGGA